GCCCCCCUUUGUCCCGCUGGAAUGGGAAGUGGCCGCGGGCCCCUUCCAUUCCCUCCCCCAACCCGGCCACCUCCAGUCGCUGACCCUCAUUACUGUGCUCCCCUCAGAGCUGGAGAGAUGGGACCCCCCUACAGUUGGCCCAAGGGGCAGAGCUGGGCAUCCCUCAAGCCCUGCUGCGCUCGGGCACGGGGGUGGGGUCUGGGGAAGCCAGCAGGCCCUCCCUCGCCUCCUCUGCCAGUGCCUUACAUCCUGGAGCGACACCCCCUCCCUGGUGCCUCCCAGCCCAAAGGGGGGCCACGGUUUGCACUUUCAUCUUCCCCCGCCGAAGUGGGGCACAGCCGGGCAGGUGCAUCACAGCUGGGCCCCCACAAGGAAAGAAGGCCGGGCAACUGCAGUCCGUACAAGCCUGGAUGGGGUUGGAGGGUUCUGGCUGGGGGAGGGUGGGGUCAGCGCCUGGGGGGGGGGGUCCCCUGUCGCCAUGUGGGGGAUCUCCCAUCUGCUAAACGUUUUCCGUUGAGCCGCUCCAAAAACACUAAGCUGGGGACACCGGGUGCCCCCCAACCCCGGCUCCCUGGCCCCAUCCCCACCCCCACCCCAGGAUGGCCAUCUUGGGUGGGGGGCCUGGGAGGGGGGAUCCCCUCCCAUCCCAUCCAUCUGAGUCCCAGCCGGCCUUCUCCAUGCCUGGCCCUGGGGAAGACCUUCCCCACCAAGAGCCCCCACCCCCUGGCCAAAGCCAUCACCCUGGGCUGGGCCUCCGCCUCAUCUGCUCCCAAACCUGGCCCUCCUGGCCCUCUCCUGGUACCCCAGGCCUGGCCAGCCUCCUCCCACCUCCCCAGAAACUGGACUUUCCUCCCAAACCAUCCCAAGGGGCUUGGCAAACUCAACCAUAAGAGAAAGACCCUUCCCCACCAACCCCCCUCCCAUUGUCCAGAGGCAUUCAAAAACCCUUGGUCCGUCCGUCUGUCCCCAGGGCCCCCUCCACUGGGUGGCUGUUGGGGACCAAAGCAUGGGCCGCUCUCCGGGAGGGCAGGAGGGGGUGGGUCGUGCAGUUGGGGUAUCCGGAAGCUUCUCAGCCGGGAACCUUAGGGUGCGGGCAGGCGGGGUAGGGGAGGGGCACCUGGCGGCCCCCAGCUACCUAACUUUGCAUGGUGCUUAGUCGGGGAUUCCUGUGACCUGGCUCCUGAUGUCAGCUCGCCGCAGCUGAUACUGCAUGGCAAAUUAUACCUGGCUCUAUCUCCCUCCCCCAGCCCUCCCCCAGCCCUCUGACACUACCCGCUCCUCUUUAAAAAAAAAAAAAAAAAAAAAAAAAAAAGAAAAAAAAAAAAACCUUAAAAAAACUCCAUGUUUCCUAAUUUGCACGAAAUUUUCUACCACAUGAUGUGCCUUGCCUUCCGAAAAUAAGUAUUACCUUUAAACAAUAUCAGCGCACACAGCUGCAUGCACUGCUCGUGUAGUUAAAAAAAAAAAAACAAAAAGACAAAACAAUGACAUGAAAUAAAAAAUAAAAAUUGAAGAGGGAUGUAUUUCUAUUUGUAAAAAAAUAAAAAAUAAAAAAAUAAGAAUUAAAAAAAAAAAGGAAAAUCCCGUGCUUAGAAAAGCAAUCCACAGAACAAUCGCCCCAUGGUCUGCCCCCCACCCCCAGCUCUGUCUCCACAGCUCUGCUGCAGUGGGGGUGCGCCCUGGUGCUCUGCCAUCCCCAGCCCCACCCCUGGGCUCCAGAGGAGUCCCUUCCGAGGCCCCCGCCCACAGCAGGGGACAGACCUCAGGGGUGAGCCCUGGCCCCAUGGGGUGGCCAUCCUGCCUCCAGCCAGACUCCCCCAUGCCACCUUUCCUGCAGGCUGACGUCCCCCUGGCUCAGGGUCACAUUGCCGCCCCCCAGGCUCCCCUCCUUUCCCCAGGCCCCCCUUCCUUCUUGCCAAAGGACUCGCCGGGCACCCCCCCCUCCUUGGAGACCCGCCUGGGGCGGCGCUCCCCUCCUGCCCCCAGCACCCACUUCUGUCUUCCAGCUGUGACUGGGGGGGGUUAUCUGGGAUGAAACAGCAAACAGAAGCCAAACCCAAUAUAUGCAAUAUCUGUCUGUCUGUCCCUAUAGACCUAGCUCAGCCACCGCAGGCCCAGCCAGGGGCCCGCAGGCGCGGGGUUUGGCCCCUGGGCAGGGGCCUCCGUCCGGUGGCUGCUCCCAAACUGUUGUCUUGUCCUCGAUUUCACGCUCGUCCUCUUAACCUUUUGCUUCCUUUCUGUUUUUUCCUUUCUUUGUUGUUGGGUUUGUUGUUUUUUUUUUUUCUCUCUUCCAAUUUCCUUUGCUUUUUACUCGACCAAAGCUGAGACAGUAGCAGCCGGUUAGUGGGGUGUCCGAGGGCUGGGUCCAUCCAGCUCCUGCUCCCCACGCAUCUCCUGUGGCGGGCAGAUGGUCGCCCCCCAGAGCAGGGAGGGGCCCCGCGGGCAGCCUGGCUUCCAUCCACCAGCACACAUUCCCAUGUCUUCUUUUGAAAAAGAGGUCUCCGCAAGCCCCGGGGGGCAGAUCCCGCUCUCAGCGCCCGCCCCUAAGAACUGUCCUUUGGUCCGAGAGCUCAAGGUCCUGCAUGUCAUGUUUCAUGCGGCAGGUUUCUGGGUUUUAUUCUCUUCCCCCCAGAAUUGGGGAGCAGACACCCAGGGAGGGGGGAGCAUCCCGCCCGGGACCCCUCCCCAAGGACUUCGUGGGGACCACGUUGUCCCUCCGCAGCCCACCCCCAGCUGUGUGCCCCGCUGAGUAGGUGGUGCCGCCCUGGGCCUGUGUGCCCCCCCCGCCCCCCAGGAAAGGCUGCAGGCAGAAUAAGGCGGAAACACCAGGACCCAGACCCCUUUCCCCCUUCCCCAGCUCCGCAGUUCGGGUUGGUGCUCCAGGCACGGGGCAGGGCGCACAGGGCGCUGUGUUGUUUCUUACAUGUGUGAGACUAACAUGUUCUCAAACCCCAUCCCCUCCCACGCCUGCUGCCCCCCACCACCCACGGGAGGCCCCCCACCCACCUGACCCUGGGGUCCAGCUCUGCUGCGGAACAGAACAGAGAGGCCUCCCAGAUAUAUGCAAGUUGUCCUCACGCCUCUCUGGGAUGAGAGCAUGCGAUCCUGACCAGAGUGGAAAAGGAGGUGUGGAGGGGCGGGAAGACCCGGCCCUGUCUGACUGAGGAGAAGGGGGUCAGGGGGCCCCCAGGCCUGGGUCCGCCACCCGGGCUCCUGCCGAGUUCUGAACCCAGACCCCGGCCCCCCACCCUGAGCUAGACAAUCAGACCCAAGAGGAACCCCGAAGGAGACGUGCGGGGCUGUCUGCACCCCCCAGGCAGCAGACAAUUCCAGCCUCAGCCCCACACACCCUCGUCUCUGCUCUGGAACCCUCUAUCUGUCCCCGGGGCCGGCAGCCAGUUAGGCGGGAGCCUGGCGCUAGGAGCAGCUCCGCGCUCCGCGAUGUCGCUCGCGGGCCCUCUCCCCCCUCCGGCUUCUCCCGCGGUACUUUGAGCUCCAGUGCAGGGCUAUACUAUACACACACACACAUAUGUAUAAAUAUAUAUAAUUUUGGAGUUUUUUCUCAUAAUACAGGUUAUACAGGGGCUACUUUUUGUUUUGACCCGGAUUCCCUGAGACCCUGGUUUCUACUUUUCUUUGCGGAGGGUGUUGGUAGAGAGGUCCCAGAGAUCCGUCCUCACAUCCAGCUUCCUCCGCACGCCCCCAUAUUUCCCCGUUUCUGCCCCUCUGGGCACGUGAGAGUCCCACCUCUGAACUGACCCGGCCUCCCCCGUCGGGCUGUCCCCGCGCUGGCACCCCCCCACCCCCCGCAUCCCCCAGGCGAGGCAGGGAGCCAGACCCAAAGCCGUACCAGUGGGACUUGUUGCCAGCGAUACCAAAACAAGACUUUUCCCAAGCAGUGCCUCACUUGUCUGCUGGUGUGGCUUUGGGGUUCUCCUCCCCUGUUCCCCAGGGCCCCCCUCCCAGGCCUCAGGAAGGAGGAGGUGGGAUCCAACAGGAGUCAGGGCCAGACAGGAAGGAAGUCACGCACCCCCGAGCUACUGCCCUCCCCACAGCCCUCCAUUCACACCUCCUGGCUAGAAGGGGACCCCCGGGAAGGGGACGGGAGCUGUCCCAGCCCCCUCCCGUGGGAACCCCCAAAAUCUACUCCCCAAAUGCAUCAACGCCCCAUCCUCCCAUCUUGGGUCCCAGCCAGGCCUCCAAAACCAAAGUCCCUUCAGAUUCGGGGGUCUUGGCCUCUGCCCCCAGCUUCCUGCCCUCCCACCCCCCAGGACCCCACAGGGGGGAAGACGAGAGAGUCUGAGGGACAGAGCGCACAGCGCAGGGGGAAGGACAGAGACCCACCUGACUGAGUUUCCUUUCUCUUUCCUUUUCUUUCCUUCCUUCCUUCCUUUCGCUCUUUGAAAAACUUUUUGGUGGUGUUGCUCUUCGUUUUCAUUCUUUUCCCUCCAAGAUAUUUUUUGAGGUUCCCCCCCAUUUUGUAUUUUACUGAUAUUACCAGGAUAGUUUACUCUGUCUCUCGCUUCCUGCUUGCCACACACACCGGAUCACACACACACACACACACACACACACACACACACACACACACACACACACACACACACACACACACACACACACACCCCAUGCUCGUGAACCCAGGUCAGGAGAAGGUCCGAGCUGGGUCUGCUGCCCACCGCCCCCUUCCCUCCGGGCCGGGGGCUGGGGGGACGCCUGGCAGACCAGCCGGACCCCUCCCUUGCCCGGCUCGCCCGCCUGCCCCCCUCACAGCAUACUCUGGUCAUAACCUUGUAUAUUACGCAGUCAUUUCGGUUUUUGCAGACGCGCCUACCUAAGUACCAUUUACAGAAAGUGACUCUGGCUGUUACUAUUUUGUUUGUUUGUUUCCCUAUGCAAAAAAAAAAAAAAGAAACAAGGGGGGGUUCCAUAAAAGAUUCAAUAAAAAGCAAAAAAAAAAAAAAGACAAAAGAAGGAAGAAAAAAUGUAUAAAAUAAACAAGCUAUGCUUCGACUCUCA
Messenger RNA from Callorhinus ursinus (northern fur seal), 5019 nucleotides. The record is from RefSeq and is a predicted model, not a curated record. NCBI's taxonomy places the organism in Eukaryota, Metazoa, Chordata, Mammalia, Carnivora, Otariidae.